This is a messenger RNA of Anopheles nili, 1287 nucleotides long. Its product is annotated as ornithine decarboxylase 1-like. The record is from RefSeq and is a predicted model, not a curated record. Gene Ontology annotation, cellular component: cytoplasm. NCBI's taxonomy places the organism in Eukaryota, Metazoa, Arthropoda, Insecta, Diptera, Culicidae. Gene Ontology annotation, molecular function: ornithine decarboxylase activity.
AUGAGAUCGUCGUUCAGUGAGUCAGUUUUCUUCUAUCGUCGUAGUGUUCCGGUUCGACACGCAAUGGAGGCUGGCUACAUUCUGAUGGACGAGCAUAGUUCGGUGGAGGAGCUGAUCCGGCUCAUUUCGAAGCGUGCUAACAUUCACGAACCCGUGAACGUGCUGAAUCUAGACGACAUCGUGAGCAAGCACCGCAACUGGCAGCGAAAACUACCGACUGUUGCGCCAUAUUACGCGGUUAAGUGUAACAGCCAUCCAGCUAUUCUUCGGCUGCUUGCAGCACUCGGAUGUGGGUUUGAUUGUGCGUCGAAGACCGAGUUGGAUAUUGUAAUCGGGUUGGGUGUUACACCGGCACGCAUCGUGUACGCCAACCCUGCCAAAUCUAUAGGAUCAAUUCUGCACGCCAAGCAGCUUGGCGUGACGCGUAUGACGUUCGAUAGCUUGGAUGAGCUGGAGAAGAUUGCAAAGUAUUAUCCAGAAGCUGAGUUGUUACUUCGGAUUCGACACGAUGCACGAGAAGCGCAGCUGUCACUUGGUCGGAAAUUUGGUUGUGACCCUUAUCGGGAUGCACCGGCAUUGCUGAAAUGUGCACAAUCGAUGGCAUUGUCUGUGAUUGGUGUGAGUUUUCAUGUGGGAUCUGGCAGCAAGGAUGCGGAAUGCUUCUACGAAGGUAUACGAAAGGCGUUGGAGGUAUUCGAAUUGGGCUGCACGAUUGGGAUGAACAUGCAUCUGCUGGAUAUUGGGGGAGGCUUUCCAGGAGCGAGUAAUGAAUGUUUCGAUGAUCACGUGAACUUUAUCAACAAAGCGCUGGUUGAGUUAGUCGGGCCACGAGAAGGAAACGUUGUGAUGAUUGCAGAACCGGGUAGGUACUACGUGGAAUCUGCCGUUACCGCACUUGUGAACGUUGUGUCGAAAUCUUACGAAAGGGACUGUUCCGGAAAUAUCUCGCGCAUCAGAUACUACAUAGACGACGGGUUGUAUGAUACGUUUGAUUGGUGCGACACUUAUAGUAACACCCCAGUUUUACAGGAUGAAAAGCGUGGUAAAAAAUGUAUGAAGUCGGUGAUUUACGGUCGUACCAUGUGUGAGCAUGAUGUGGUUCGUGAAGAGGUGUUACUACCCGAGCAUGAGAUUGGCGAUUGCUUGAUUUUUCCGAACAAGGGCGCUUAUGGGAAAAUACUGGGGAUUGGGCAUAAUGGAUUUAGCCCAACAACAGUGAAGGUAUGUCUAACGCGAGCAACACUUAACUAUAUGUGUGCAGCUGCUCUCAAAGCAGAGCGAGGAUGA